This is a messenger RNA of Rotaria sp. Silwood1, 606 nucleotides long. Lineage: Eukaryota; Metazoa; Rotifera; Eurotatoria; Philodinida; Philodinidae. The record is from the annotation of a GenBank genome assembly.
AUGAAAGAUAUCGCUAGUGAUCUUGUGAAAAAGUUCAAAGGUGAAUUUAAUCGCAAUCUGAAUUUUCUUAUUCUCGACGCCAUACAACCAAUGAUGUAUUUGCUCAAACGUGAACAAAAUCUAUCUGACUUUUUGGAGCCACUAAAAAGUUUACUCUCGAAAGAAAAUGAUAUUCCAUGUAUUAGUCAACGUUGGUUAGUCGACGUAAUGAUGAUCAAUUCAAAUCGGUUUCUUUGUCGACGUUUAACAUUUCUUCUUAGCAAACGUAACCCAGUACCGAUGAUUCAACCGCCUACCAACACGAUCAACAACGGAUACCGUUUUGUAUCAAGCAUCAUUCAUGUCUGGGAUUUUAGUCGACCUAUUCUACUCUCAUUUGGUGUAGGCAAAUGCAAAGGUAAAAGUCCUCUUGUUAAUGCUUUAUUCGAAACGAACUUUGAACAGUCAAUGAAUAGUCCGUACUUUCAUGAAACAAUCGAUGUUGAUUUCGGCUACCAUUUUGUUGAACGACGCUCUGUAAAUGUUGCUGAUGUUCAUGGUAAUAUUUUAAUCGAAACUCUCAAACGUAUUUGUCAAUUAUUCAAUGGUUUUAUCAUUCAUGUUUAA